Messenger RNA from Pseudovirgaria hyperparasitica, 3917 nucleotides. Its product is annotated as carbamoyl-phosphate synthase. Gene Ontology annotation, molecular function: ATP binding; dihydroorotase activity; metal ion binding. The transcript has 5 exons. The record is from RefSeq and is a predicted model, not a curated record. The coding region runs from base 207 to 3710 and encodes 1167 amino acids. Gene Ontology annotation, cellular component: cytoplasm; cytosol. Gene Ontology annotation, biological process: 'de novo' pyrimidine nucleobase biosynthetic process; L-citrulline biosynthetic process; UTP biosynthetic process. NCBI's taxonomy places the organism in Eukaryota, Fungi, Ascomycota, Dothideomycetes, Acrospermales, Acrospermaceae.
AUCUUAUCGGGGAGCUCUUAGCUAGCGCGCAGCAAUAGAGUCAUUCGAGGUUGUCCCCAGCUUUUUUUUAAAUUCACACGAGCAUCUUGACCUCACUUUUCACGCACACCGCACAUUUCCUUCGUUGUAAACGCCUCUAUAUCUCUGAUCCUGCACCUUGGCAUUUGAGGCACAAUUGGCCGUCGAUCGCCCAAGCCAGAGCUGCCAUGUCUCUCUGCGCCCGCGCAGGUCGCGCAACUUCAAAGCUUCUGCAGCAACCCACCACAUAUCGACUUUCCCGGCGAUGCCUUAAUACAUCCGCUGCUCAUCCUCGGCCAGUUUUCGUCUGCAGGUCGCAGCUGAAUUCGCCCAAAAGUCAAUUGCGAUCUUUCACAAGAUCUGCAGUCGCUAGGAAUGCCUCUCAAGAGGCCCCGAACUCUCAAGCAUACUUGAACAGUGGUGCAAUCUCAGGGGCUAGGAAUCUUGUCAACGUAAAGAAGGUACUCGUCAUUGGCAGCGGUGGCCUCAGUAUUGGGCAAGCUGGUGAAUUUGACUACUCUGGGUCCCAAGCUCUCAAAGCCCUCAAGGAAGCGGGCGUUCAGUCGGUUCUCAUUAACCCUAACAUCGCUACCAUCCAGACCUCCCACGUCCUAGCAGAUCAAAUCUAUUAUCUACCAGUCACCCCUGAAUACGUCACAUAUGUCAUUGAAAAAGAAAGACCAGAUGGCAUCUUCCUCAGCUUUGGUGGCCAGACCGCCCUUAAUUUGGGUGUGCGCAUGAACAAGAUGGGUAUCUUCGAGCGAUACGGAGUGCAAGUUCUUGGUACGAGCAUCAAGACUUUGGAGACCAGCGAGGACCGAGACCUCUUCGCCCAAGCACUCAACGAGAUCAAUAUUCCUAUUGCAGAGUCCAUUGCCGUUUCGACCAUCGAUGAGGCCCUCAAAGCUGCAAGCAAGAUCGGGUACCCCAUUAUUGUGCGUGCUGCUUAUGCCCUUGGUGGUCUAGGAUCUGGCUUCGCAAACAAUGAAGAAGAACUUCGAGAUCUGUCUGCUCGCUCACUUACCCUCUCUCCUCAAAUUCUGGUCGAGAAAUCCCUGCGAGGCUGGAAGGAGGCUGAAUAUGAAGUGGUACGCGAUGCCAGUGACAACUGUAUCACUGUGUGUAAUAUGGAAAACUUUGACCCCCUUGGCGUUCACACUGGUGACAGCAUCGUCGUGUCUCCCAGUCAGACUUUCAGUGACGAGGAAUACCACAUGCUCAGGUCUGCGGCCAUCAAGAUUGUCCGCCACCUAGGCGUUGUAGGCGAAUGUAAUGUGCAAUAUGCUCUGCAACCCGAUGGUCUCGACUACAGGGUCAUCGAAGUCAAUGCCCGUCUCUCCAGGUCUUCGGCUCUUGCAUCCAAGGCUACUGGCUACCCCCUGGCCUACACCGCAGCCAAAAUCGGUCUUGGUCACACUCUUCCUGAACUACCAAACGCCGUGACAAAAACAACAACUGCAAACUUCGAGCCUAGUUUGGAUUACAUCGUGACCAAGAUGCCUCGAUGGGAUCUCAGCAAAUUCCAGAACGUCAAGCGCGAUAUCGGAAGUUCGAUGAAGUCUGUCGGCGAGGUAAUGGCCAUUGGAAGGACGUUUGAAGAAUCGUUCCAGAAGGCUUGUCGACAGGUUGACCCUAGGUUCCUCGGCUUCCAAGGCGACAAAUUCGACGAUCUUGAUGAAACCCUCAGGAACCCGACGGAUCGCAGAUGGCUCGCCGUUGGUCAAGCUAUGUUCCACGAGGGCUAUUCUGUGGACAAGGUCCAUGACUUGACCAAGAUUGACAAGUGGUUCCUGUACAAGCUGCAGAAUAUUGUUGAUUGCACCAACGAGCUGCAGGAAAUUGGCAGCCUCUUCGGCCUCCGACAAGAGAUCAUUCUCAAGGCCAAGAAGCUGGGUUUCUCUGAUAAGCAAAUCGCCAAGGCUGUCAACAGCACCGAGGACGAGGUCCGCGCUCGCAGGAAGAGCUUUGGUAUCAAGCCUUGGGUCAAGAAGAUUGACACUCUUGCUGCUGAAUUUCCAGCGGAUACUAACUAUCUCUAUACUACUUAUAAUGCCAGUUCUCACGAUGUCACUUUCGACGAUCAUGGAGUUAUUGUACUUGGGAGCGGUGUCUACCGUAUUGGCAGCUCCGUCGAAUUCGACUGGUGUGCUGUCAAUGCGACCCUGUCGCUGAACAAACUCGGCAAGAGGACCGUUAUGAUCAAUGACAAUCCAGAAACCUAUAGUACUGACUUCGACGUCGCCGACAGACUGUACUUUGAGGAGCUGAGCUAUGAGCGGGUGAUGGAUAUCUAUGAGAUGGAAUCUGCCACCGGUGUAGUAGUAUCUGUCGGAGGCCAGCUCCCCCAGAACAUCGCUCUCAAGCUUCAGGAGGAUGGCAAAGCGAAGGUUCUGGGCACAAACCCCAACGACAUUGACAAGGCCGAGGACCGACACAAGUUCUCGCAGAUUCUCGACUCGAUCGGUGUUGAUCAGCCUGCGUGGAAGGAGCUUACUUCGUUCCAAGAGGCUAAAGAAUUUGCCAAUUCUGUCAGCUAUCCGGUCCUGGUACGCCCUAGCUACGUGCUCUCUGGUGCUGCCAUGACCGUCAUUCACUCAGAAAGUGAGCUGGAAGAGAAGUUGACAGCUGCGAGCAACGUCUCUCCUGACCACCCUGUCGUCAUCACCAAGUUUAUCGAGGGUGCCCAGGAGAUUGAUGUUGAUGGUGUUGCGUCAAAUGGCGAGCUACUUAUCCACGCCGUCAGCGAACACAUUGAAAAUGCGGGCGUUCACUCUGGAGAUGCCACAUUGGUGCUACCACCGGCCUCUCUUUCCGAGGAUAUCAUCAAGCGCGUCAAGGAAAUUGCUCAGAAGGUCGCCAAGGCUUGGAGUAUCACUGGACCUUUUAACAUGCAGAUCAUCAAGGCUGAGGACCCAGAAGGUGGCGAGCCGGCGCUCAAGGUCAUCGAAUGCAAUCUUCGUGCCUCUCGAUCGUUCCCCUUUGUCAGCAAGGUCUUGGGUACCAACUUCAUUGAUGUUGCUACCAAGGCUCUUGUUGGUAAGGAUGUUCCUGGACCUGUCGACCCGAUGGCGGAGAAGAGAGAUUAUCUUGCGACCAAGGUGCCUCAAUUUUCGUGGACCCGUCUCGCUGGUGCGGACCCAUACCUGGGCGUUGAGAUGGCUAGCACGGGUGAGAUGGCUUGCUUCGGGACGAACCUUGUCGAAGCCUACUGGGCCUCUAUUCAGUCCACGAUGAACUUCCGCAUGCCUGAGCCCGGGGAGGGUCUCCUGUUUGGAGGCGAUAUCAGUGCGCCCCACCUGGCCAAGAUUGUAGACUACAUCAACCCGUUGGGCUACAAGCUGUAUGCCGCAAACGAGGAGGUGAAGCAACAUCUCGAGCAGGGAUCCAAGGACAACAGCGUGAGCGUCGAAGUGAUUGAAUUCCCCAAGCAGGACAAGCGUGCGCUGCGCGAAGUCUUUGAGAAGUACGACAUCCGCGGAGUCUUUAACUUGGCCAAGGUCCGCGCGAGCAGCUUGGUGGAUGAGGACUACGUUAUGAGGAGGAACGCGGUCGACUUUGGCGUUCCAUUAUUCAUGGAGCCACAAACCGCUGUGCUUUUCGCGCGAUGCAUGAGCGAGAAGCUCCCCAGGAAGGAAGGUAUACCCCCAGAAGUGCGCCCGUGGACCGACUUUGUCGGCGGCAAAGUGAUCUGAGCCGGCGAUCCAAGAGACAUGCAUGCUGUCAUUGGGAGAAGACAAGAGAAAUACGUAAAGCAAUAUUUAGGACAACAGGAAAUGGUCGAAUGCUCUAAAGUGUGCGCAAAGUUGGGUUAUUAAUUGUAGAUAUUACGAUCGGGCGGUCGGCGCACGCAGCUAUGUUGUUCGAGCGAGAGAAAAAAAAUAUGCCCUAUCAACGAGUGA